UUAAAAUUAUUCAAUUAAUUCAUUUUCUACUCAAAUAUUUACUCCUUACCUUUUCGAUUACAGUAGUAUUCGGUAACGUAUAUUGGCCAUCAAAAAAAUGUGAAGGUCACAAGGUGUUGCGAUUUAUCCACCGUGUGAUGCUUUCCCGGCAAAUUCAAACCCUCCGCCACCUCCAAAAAUCAACCACCACCACUCAUCUCCUCCAACUCCAGUCUCUGAUCCUUAAAACCGCUCUAGAUAGAGACGAAUACUUCAUAUCCAAGUUCAUACAAUCCUCUUGUUCUGUUUCAAUCGAGUUCACAAGAUUGUUCUUUGACAGCUUAUUACCCCUCGACCCACCCCCACCCAUAUUCGCUUGUAACACAAUCAUAAGGGAGUACUCAAAGAGCUCAUCGCCACUUGAAUCGGUGAAACUGUUCUCUCAGCUCCAAAGGGUAGGCCUUAAACCCGACAAAUUCACGUACCCUUUUGUUCUCAAGUCCUGCGGCUGGUGUUUGGUAAUUGGAGUUGAUGGGGCUGUGCAUUCGUUGGUUGUUAAAAUGGGUUUUGAUUCGGAUCGGUAUGUGGGGAAUACACUGUUGAGGUUGUACUUUGGGCGUGGUGCGAUUGGGUUUGCGAGGCAGGUGUUCGAUGAAAUGUGCGAGAGAGAUGUGGUGUCUUGGAGCUCUAUAAUUGCUGGCUAUGUUGCCUGGUAUAAUGCCUUUUGAGUUUCUACAUUUACAGCCCCUUUGGAUGGUGAGAAAGGUAACUGUCCAUUUGAUGCUUUAAUGGUUUCCAAAGCGUGAAGUUGGUAAAUCAGAAUCCAAACUCCAUCACUCUGGUUAGCUUACUCUCUGCAUGUGCUCGUCUGCUCAACAUCCGCAUAGGGACAUCCAUUCAUUCGCAUGUCAUUGUUAAUAACAUCAAGCUGGAUGUUGCUUUGGGCACAGCACUUCUUGAGAUGUACUCGAAAUGUGGACGCAUAGAGGUAGCUUUACAAGUUUUCAGUUCCUUGGAAGAAAAGAAUUUGCAGUCUUGGACUAUCAUGAUAUCUGGUGUUGCAGAUCAUGGCCGCGGGGAAGAUGCUAUUUCCUUGUUUACCCAAAUGGAAGAAAAUGGCCUAAAACCUGACAGCUUGUCGUUUUCUGGAAUCCUUAGUGCAUGCAGCCAUUUGGGCCUUGUUGAGGAGGGCAAAAGGUAUUUUGAUCAGAUGGUGAACACAUAUGGUAUAAAGUCGACAAUGGAGCAUUAUGGAUGCAUGAUCGAUAUGCUUGGAAGAGCUGGGAUGAUUGAAGAAGCUUAUAGAGUAAUCAAGAGCAUGCCAAUGGAACCCAACUCCGUUAUUCUCAGGAGCUUCAUUGGUGCAUCUAAAAAUCAUGAGGAUGUCAUUUGUUUGGAUGAAAAUCUGAGGAAGCUUCUGCUUCAAAUCGAGCCUGACCUUGGAGCAAACUAUAUACUUGCUGCGCGUGUUUCGUCCGUGUCUGAAAAUUGGAACGAUGUUGCGAGUUUGAGAGAUGCCAUGAAAGGAAGACGUUUAAAGAAAGCUCCGGGAUGCAGUUGGGUGGAAGUGGACAGUGCUUCUUCUGGUGAGAUUAUUCAACCAGCUGUAGGGUAAAUUUUUCCCGUCCGUGUGGCUUAAGAAUCAUUUUUUAGUUGCAUAGACCUCAAUAUGAAUCAAAAGUAUGUGGCUGCCCCCAAUGCCUGGAAUGUUGAAGACUUGAAGACUAAUUUUCAUGGUGCUAUUUUUCGAGGAUGGAUCCUUUGGAUUUAGCGGCGGUAGUAUGAAAAGACUUAAAUUUUUUGGAUAUCACAGAACACGAUGCUCUCGACAGAAUCAUGUAGCUGUCCUCAAUUGAUUGGAACCUAAGGCUCGGUUUAUGGAUCAUUUGGCUUUGGAGUGGUACUAAAGAGAUGAUAAGAACAUGAGCAUGGGAGAGCCAAGUGGUUAAUUACCCACUCAAGUCUUGAAAUUAUGUUGAGCAUCUCAUCGAAAUGAUGUUUUUAUUGAUUCGCUGAGGGUAAAAUGGUCAUACUUUUGGAUGUACAACGAUUGUGGAUCAAAACCACUUUGGUUAGAAACUGGAUUUAACAAGCUUUUUAAAA
Rhododendron vialii is the source of this 2082-nucleotide messenger RNA. RefSeq names its product pentatricopeptide repeat-containing protein At5g66520-like. Bases 941 to 1594 code for a protein of 217 amino acids. Gene Ontology annotation, biological process: RNA modification. Lineage: Eukaryota; Viridiplantae; Streptophyta; Magnoliopsida; Ericales; Ericaceae. The transcript is spliced from 2 exons. The record is from RefSeq and is a predicted model, not a curated record. Gene Ontology annotation, molecular function: RNA binding; protein binding.